This is a messenger RNA of Brassica napus (rape), 481 nucleotides long. RefSeq lists its product as uncharacterized. The record is from RefSeq and is a predicted model, not a curated record. The coding region runs from base 35 to 481 and encodes 148 amino acids. The transcript has 2 exons. Lineage: Eukaryota; Viridiplantae; Streptophyta; Magnoliopsida; Brassicales; Brassicaceae.
UGAGGGGUUCUCCUAUGCGUUCCAGAUUUGGAUUAUGGAAGCAAUUCCGGAUUUUGGAGAAAUAUGUGGCAGCAAAGUCUCGGACAGUUUCAUCGGUCCAAGGUGUGGAAAUUGGAAAGGAGUUGCAAAAGUUUCUUAUGAAGACAUCAUUCAACUUGAGGAAUCGUUUACUGAGAAGGGAGACUUGUUCUCGGUAAUUUCAGUGAGUGGCAAUGGUGAUGUGUUGAGGCAUGCUGAUUAUACAAGGAAGGAUGAGAUGGAAGAUGAACGUGUGGACCUUCUUCUCGAUAGGAUUAAAAUCAAUUUUGAUUGGAGCAACACACAAUGGCCAGUUAUAGAGGAUGAAGAGACUGAGAUGGAAGAAGCUGAUACAGAGUCAGAAGCUGAUAAGAGUGUGGAUGCUACUGAUAUUGCAGCAGAUGUGGAGACAUCUUCGGUUAAUGUUGCUAGAAGAGGCAAGAGAGAAGAAGUUGCUGUGUAA